Hevea brasiliensis (rubber tree) is the source of this 2276-nucleotide messenger RNA. RefSeq names its product protein decapping 5. The transcript has 9 exons. Gene Ontology annotation, molecular function: mRNA binding. Gene Ontology annotation, biological process: P-body assembly; cytoplasmic stress granule assembly. NCBI's taxonomy places the organism in Eukaryota, Viridiplantae, Streptophyta, Magnoliopsida, Malpighiales, Euphorbiaceae. The coding region runs from base 184 to 2043 and encodes 619 amino acids. Gene Ontology annotation, cellular component: P-body. The record is from RefSeq and is a predicted model, not a curated record.
GCCACCAAGUUCAAAUGUGGCUCACGUGGCUCUUCAUCAUUGGAUAUCUCGUCAUACCCCACUACAUGACCAAAAACCACAACUCCACCCCUAAAAAAAAAAAAACAAUACUGAUUAGAUCUGCCCUUUUCCGCAAACAGGAACUGGUUAGGAUUGGAGUAAAGAGAGAGGGAUUUAUCCACCAUGGCUACGGAGAAUAGUACCAAUGCGGCGUCCACUUCGAGAUCGAAUUCGACCGCCGAUUCCUACAUAGGCAGCUUGAUAAGCUUGACUUCCAAGAGUGAGAUCAGAUACGAGGGCGUUCUCUACAAUAUCAACACCGAAGAGUCCAGUAUCGGGUUGAAAAACGUGCGGUCAUUUGGAACAGAAGGACGGAAAAAAGAUGGUCCGCAAAUCCCACCCAGUGACAAAGUUUAUGAAUACAUAUUGUUCCGUGGAAGUGACAUAAAGGACUUACAGGUCAAGUCUUCUCCCCCUGUUCAGCCUACACCACCUAUAAACAACGAUCCAGCAAUUAUACAGUCUCACUAUCCUCAUCCAGUUUCUACCCCUGCGAGCUUGCCACCCGCUGUUAGUGGGUCUUUGAGUGAUAUUGGAUCCCAUAAUGCUCAAAUGGGACUACCUGGGUCUAAUUUCCAAGGUGGGCUGCCUUUGUAUCAACCUGGAGGGAAUUUAGGAACAUGGGGAGCUUCACCUCCUCCCCCAAAUGCAAAUGGGAGUGGGCUUGCUAUGCCAAUGUAUUGGCAAGGUUACUAUGGUCCUCCAAAUGGGCUUCCUCAUUUACACCAACAAUCGUUGCUUCGACCGCCACCUGGGCUGUCAAUGCCUCCUUCCAUGCAGCAGCCAAUGCAGUAUCCAAAUUAUAAUGCCCCUUUACCCGCUGGAGCCUCAAACUUGCCAGUUUCAAACUUACCGACUUCAAACUUGCCAGUUUCAAACUUACCAGCUUCAUUGCCAGAUAUUCAAUCUCCUUUGCUUUCUGCUGGUACUAGCUCCCUUAAUUUAGUAUCCUCUUCUUCAGCAUCAUCUACCUUGCCUUCAACUUUACAUUCGGUGCCCUCUGCUACAUUAGCUUCAGAAACAUUACCAAGUUUGAUUCCUACUAAGGCUCCUAGUUCUGCACUUCCGGCAGCAAAUUUAAAUGCCAGCUUACCAGCACUCUCUCCUUUGACUUCUUCAGGCUCAGAAUUAAAUACCAUUGUACCACCAAUCUCUAACAAGCCUAAUUCAAUUUCUGGUCCAACAAUGCCUUAUCAAAGCACUGUACAAUCUACAUCUUUGGUUGUGGCCUCUAAUUCUCUUCGAACAGAAACACCCACACAUCCAUUGGUAACCCCAGGUCAGUUGUUGCAGUCUGCACCCGCUACAGUCCCUUCAUCACAACCUGUGCAAACUGCUCAUAAAGAUGUGGAGGUUGUUCAGGUAUCAUCAACAGAGCCAUCAGUGCCUGUUGUUAUGGAAGCUCAGCCACCAAUACUCCCAUUACCUGUUCCAGCACGGGCAAUUAAUAAGCCAAAUGGAGCUCCGUACCAUUCUCGUCAUGGUUAUAGGGGGCGUGAAGGAGGAAGAGGAACUGGGAGUUCACAUCCUGUGACAAAAUUUACUGAGGAUUUUGAUUUUAUGGCAAUGAAUGAAAAAUUCAAGAAGGAUGAAGUAUGGGGUCAUCUUGGUAAGAGUAACAAAUCUCAUUCGAAGGACAGAGAAUAUGGAAAAGACAGCGAUGAAGAAGAUUCUCAAUAUGAAGAUGAUGAUGAAUUAACCAAUAUUGAAGUCAAGCCUGUUUAUAACAAAGAUGACUUUUUUGAUACACUCUCCUGCAAUGCACUUGAUUAUGAUUCUCAGAAUGGAAGGACUAAAUUCUCUGAGCAACUGAAGAUAGACACAGAGACUUUUGGCAACUUUUCAAGGUAUCGGGGAGGUAGGGGUGGCCGUGGGUUUCCACGUGGUGGUCGUUCUCGUGGAUCUUAUGGAAGGGGGUACAGCUAUGGCUACAGCUAUGGUGGGAGGGGCCGCGGCCGGGCCAUGCCUAAUCAUCAAUCAUAGGCUGUGCUUUUAUUUUGAAAUGUUAGUACGGUAAGAGCCCAGUGGCCCCGAACCAACAAACUAAUAUAGGGCUAUGCUUGCAGUAUGUUUUCCUGAUUGUCUAGAGAAUAAAGUGUAGGAUGUGAUCCGUGUUUUUCAUUUAGUCCAUUCGCAUUCCCUGUUGUUUAACAGUCCUUGUGGAGCUAAUGAAGAAGAAUUAUAUUUCAAUUGAAGAAUUACUUGUUUACCAUUCA